UACCAGCAGCAGCAGCAGCAGCAGCAGGCAGUAAACGUUUAGAAAAUUCGAAUCAUUUCAGCAAGAACAGUAGAGGGGCAAAGUCAACUCCGAGAUCUCUGAGCUAGUAACUAGCUCUAUGUUCAUUUCGAGACGAUUUUAAAAGGGAUGAAAUGUCAGGAUCACUGUGUAUACAGUGUCAGACACAAGCCACUGUGUUUAGUAAGACCUGCAACAGUUGUUUCUUUAACCAUCCAAAAGAGAAGAAGUUGUUACAAGCAAUGAAGAAGUAUGAUUACGAAUGGGGACACAAUGAUUGCGCCCAUUAUAAUAAUAGCUCUCAGAUAUUGACUUCCACAAAAGUAUUGCUCUACAAAUUACACACUCUAGGAUUUGUUCCCCUUCUCCUGCUUGGAAAAAGGAGACCGGGAACAAAACAUAUCGAUAUGGAUUCCUUUUGCCCUCACCCCCAAGUCAUAAAAGAAACGGGCUCUAUUGAAACAUUGAGAAACAUUUAUUUAGGUCUUCUGAAUGUCACACUCGGCACUGAGUCCCAAUGUCAGUGCUCCCCAGUGUCUCCAGAGCCCGACGGGACCCCCGCACCAGCUGAGGCAGAGGGAGCACCUACAACAGUCGAUCCUGUGGGAACCUCUGCAUCGACAGAGCUACACAGAAUACCCAUCUCCAUCCAACUGAACGUAAUACCCACACCAACAGAAACGGGCAUACCCAACACACUAAUCAAUCCAAUGGGAACCCCUACAACUAUCAAUCCAAUGGGAACCCCUACAACUAUCAAUCCAAUGGGAACCCCUACAACUAUCAAUCCAAUGGGAACCCCUACAACUAUCAAUCCAGCGGGAACCCCUACAACUAUCAAUCCAGCGGGAACCCCUACAACUAUCAAUCCAGCGGGAACCCCUACAACUAUCAAUCCAGCGGGAACCCCUACAACUAUCAAUCCAGCGGGAACCCCUACAACUAUCAAUCCAGCGGGAACCCCUACAACUAUCAAUCCAGCGGGAACCCCUACAACUAUCAAUCCAGUGGUAUUCCCGGCACCAACCAAGCGAGACGGAAUCCCCAUAUCUUUACAACUGAACCUAAUCCCCACACCAACAGAGCCAGGCAAACCCUCCACACCAGCCAAUCCAGUGGGAAUCCCUACACCAGCCAAUCCAGUGGGAAUCCCUACACCAGCCAAUCUAGUGGGAACUCCUACAGCAAUUGAUCCAUCAGGAACUCCUUCACCAACUAUGCCAGACGGAAUUCCCACAUCCAUCAGCCUGAACAAAAUCACCACACUAACAGAGCCAGGCAAACACUCCACGUCAACCAAAACAUUGGGAACCCCUUCACCAAUGAAUUCAGUGGGAACCCCUGCACCAGCCGAGCUAGACGGACUCCCCACACCAACAGACCCAGGCAAACCCUCCACACCAACCAAGCUAGAUGGAAUCCCCACAUACAUCUGCCUGAACGGAAUCCCCACAUCCAUCUGCAUGAACGGAACCCCCACACCAAUACAGCCCAAAAUCCCCAGACCAAUACAGCCCAAAAUCCCCAGACCAAUACAGCCCAAAAUCCCCUCACCAAUACAGCCAGGCAAACCCUCCACACAAAACAAUCCAGUGGGAACCCCUACACCAAUUGAUGAAACCUCUGACUCCUCUGAGCCCCAGGACCAAGAAAUGCAAAGGUCAAAAAGAAAAAUGUGGAGAGAUGGAGAUCUAAUCGAAGCUGAAGACAGUGCAACCACUCAAGCACAAAAGAGAAUAAAAACCACAGAAGAGUGGCUGAACAUGGAUACGGAUAGGCCCACGGUGUCAAGACAUGCAGAGGUAGACACUGAAGUAUUAGAUCAGCUAGAAAAACACAAAGAAGAGUGUCUGAACAUGGAUACGGAUAGGCCCACGGUGUCAAGACAUGCAGAGGUCGACACUGAAGUAUUAGAUCAACUAGAAAAAAGCAGCAUUGUACAGGCAACCAACAAGCAAACUUUGUGGGCUAUAAACUGCUUCAAGGACUGGCUGGCAGAGAAACAGAUGAUAGUGGAUUUUUCAACCAUUGAAAAAUCUGAAAUGAAUGUGCUCUUGCGAGAUUUUUACUGUUCUGUUCGAAGGGGUAAAGGUGGGGAGUAUUGUAUCCCGAGCUAUAUCGGAAUCCGGGCUGGCGUGAACAGAUUCAUUAACCUCCCUCCCCUUAGCAGAGCCUGGUGCUUGAUGAAGGACAGUGAGUUUACCUCCUCUAAUAAUGUAUUUAUUGGAGUACUAAAGAAAAUCAGACGAGAGGGCAGGGACAAAACUACCCAUCCCAAGGUGAUUAAAGCACAAGACCUUGAGAUUCUUCAAAACUCUACUGUGCUAAGCCCCUACACACCCAGAGGACUAGUGAACAAAGUGUGGUUUGAUAUCCAGUUACACUUUGGCCCCAGAGGAAAGGAGGGCAAUAGGCGGCUAACGCCACAGUCGUUUGUAAUAAAGCACGAUGAAAACGGAGCAAAAUAUGCAACGAUGACUUCCAACGAGGAAAGACCGAACCAUAAAGAUGCAGAAGAGCAGAACUGGCAGAAUCGCUGUGGAAUCAUGUUCCAGAACCCUGGUAGUCACCUCUGUCCAGUCGCCUCCUUGGAGAAGUAUCUGAGCAAGAUCCCGUCAGAUGCCACCGCCUUCUACCUCCAUCCUAAGAAGAUGGUCAUCACCAGUGACAGCAUAUGGUAUAGCCAGGAGCCAAUGGGGUUCAAUUACCUUUCAUCAAUGCUGCCCCGACUGUGCCAGGAGGCUGGUACAUUGGAAAAGUACACAAACAACUGCUUGCGAUCUUUGCGCGAGAUCAUGUCUGUCAGCAGACUGAUAGUUCCUUGAAAAGUUAUUGAAAACCUUCAAUGGACAACAGAAAGAGAUAUCAAAUAGGCUCACUGUGAGUCAAGGCAGUAACGCACUUCAGUUUUACUUCCUACCAGUGACAUCGUUUUGGUCUUCUACACAAAUGGAGAGCUUGACAAGAUAUACAGUCCUCACCAUUUCUAUUUGGACUAUGUAUUUUGACACUGAGGCUAUUAUUGACAUUUUUUGCUCUAUAUUCCAGCAUUUUGUAUUUUAAGAUGAAUGAGGCGACAGUCCAGAAUUUAACCUUUUAAAUUUAGAUUAUGUUUUAGGUAUAGAUUUUGUUUUGCGCUGAGACUUUAUUUUUCAGAAUUGUGGAGCCUUUUAAGCUUUCUUUUCACCAACAAGUUUUACUCUACUAGAAACUGUUUAACCAUAAUCGUCCAUUGAGGAAAUCUAAAGUUUAGGGAAAAAAUCGUAGCAAUCGCAGGAUAAUAGGGGGAAUAGAUUUUUGUAUGUAUGAAAAUAAUUUUUGGGGGGGUGACUGGAAGCAAUUUGAUGCUAUACUUCCAAGAUCUGUUUUUACACUGGUAGAAAAAAACAUGUCUCCACCACUUUGUAGACCAUCUGUUGUGGUAAAUGGUCAUACUUACAGCUGUUUAACAAAUGUAUUUGUACCCUUCACAUAGAAGGGAUAUUUCCCUUAUUUACUAGAUCUAUUGUUUAAAGGUUAUGUACCAACUAUCUAAAAUUACCCGUAUCCCCUUAAAUUCAAGAUUUUGAACUAUGUAUGCCUCUUUCUCAGAAAGAUAUUGAACUUUCAAAACAAUUUUGCAAGCUAUAAUGAUAGUGCAGCAGAACCUGUUAAGGUAGUAACAAGAAGCGUGGGAAACCAGAUGAGCCAAACAUUUGUUGCGGGAAGGGACAAAAGGCCCAAGAGAAGUUGUAAACCAUAGGGAACCAGGAAUAAGACACAUCGAGAGAACAUACGGGGUGAAACAACUUCAUCUGAGGGCUGAGAACAUUUUGAUGUCGAAUAUGAGUAAUAACAAGUACAUGUAUCCUAAAGUCUGUAGGCAUAGUGCACUUGAUUACAUUAUAAUGUUGGCCAACAUGCAUAAUUGUAGGCCACUUUUCCUUCCCGGCACUAGGGCUGCUGAAUCAAGUGCACCUACCGCUAACAGCGCGAAACACAUAAAAUAAAUAGGAAUGCAAGGCUUUAUCAGAGUUUCUAAACCAAACUGUACUGUCUUGGGCUUUAUCGUUGUUGUUUUUUACAGAAAUGCUUGGAGAUCACGAUAGACUUGUUGGUAGCCACUGUUGUAGCCUUUUAUUUGCGAGGCACAUAGGAGCAUAAAUUGAAAUAACUUGCCCCGAUAUAGAUUUACUGUUUCUCAGUAAGGUAGGGCAAAGGCCUGCAAACUGCUAAACCUGAUUAUCGGCCAAAAGUACAAUGAUUAGAAGAAUCCGUAGUAAAACCCGGACUCAAGAGGAUAAACUGUCUAACAAAAUGAAUAAUUAGACAUUCGAAACCACCUGUACCAUGAACAAAAUUGUUGGAAUGACCACACAAACUGAAAUUAUCAUUAAUGGGCUACAGGCAACCAUAAGUUGAAAACCACAAAUCAGAAUUUAUAUAUUCCAGUUGCUACUAGGAAGAGAAUAUAACCAUUGCGCGUUGAACACACCGACAGUGUAAUUGCAUUUUGGUACACCAGAAUUACAUUCAUUUCCAAUGAAAUGCUGCGUUUGCUUUGCAGUGCAGGUUUGUUUGAGAAUAAAUGAAAUACCUAGAGUGAUGAGUUAGGGAGUCAGGUCUACUGAGCUCAUAAAGCAUGAACUUUUAUUUUAUCACUGAAAAAUCCUUUAAAAUGGCAGUGCUAUUGCAAAGUAGGCUACAAUUAUGCAUGUAGGCUAACAUUAGAAUGUAAAAUAUGAAUGGCUAUGUCUGCGGACUUCAGGAUACAUGUUUUACUGAUUGCUAUACCAUACUGAUCCAUGCUUGCCGGCGAUGGAGUGUCAGGAAAUGUAGAAACGGAAGAUCCAAGUUCAAGUGUAAUUAUCCAUCUGGCUAGCUUUAGGCUUUCGCACUCAACAUGGAAAUAUAAUUGUUGUGAUUUGAAGUUGUAUUGAAGAAUUUAUUCAUGUAACACACCGACAGUGUUAUAUUACGAUGAGCUAUAAUAUAAUCACUAAGCCUAUGCUUUGCAUGCAGACUGUUAAAGAAUGUGACAAUGAGUAACUAUGAAUGUCGUCAGAUCGAUAUAAGCAUUAAUUACCUAAAGAUUUGGAUGUAUCUCUGUGCACUUCCUGCAAAAGAAAGUAUGACACUAGACAACAUUUUGUUUUACUUUUUAUUAUAUAAUUGAAUAUUAAAACAUAACGACUUGCAGUGAAGCCGCUCAACAUUCUACAUUACAUUCAGUCAUCUAAUUGACUCCCAUCCAGAGCGACCCACAGAAGCAGCCUGGGUCAACGCCCUGCUCAAGGUCAAAAACGGGGACCCGAACCAGUGACCUAUAAGCCACCGGCCCAAGCUCCCAACUGCUAGGACUCCAGCCCUCCAAGAUCCCCCACAGUUCCCCCGAAGGCUGCUUCUCAGCCAUCUGACCCCCCCCCCCCUGUAUUUACAUGUGUGUGUGGAUUUGAAUCCAAGUGUGUGUAUAUGCAUGUGUACACACGUACAAAACCUGCGUGACAUCAGCCUCGGGCAACCAGGCAUUACAUGUAACAACGUUGCCCCUCAUUGUCAUUCAAACAUCCUUUUUUUUCCCGAUAAUCUUUGACCGCCAUUCUAUCCCCCGCCCAGCAACUCUACUCCCACUUGUCUCCAAUUUCACAUCCCAACCCUCGGCUUCCCUCAGCCCAUCCCACCUAUUUCUGCUGGUCAACCUCUUCUGAUUUCUACGCGCCAUAUGUCUUUCAACUAUGCUGUGAUGUUUAACAUACGAUUUGAAUCUAUGUAAUCGAAUAGAAUCCACAGAUUGCGCGUUGAAUAUAAAUACUUUUACUAAUUGUAUUAGUAAUUGACUGAUCAGGUCUCCAGAUCUCCCAAAAUGAUAUUUCUAGAGCCAAUUUUAGAUUGUUAUGCUUUUUCGGCCAUUCCUGAGACCAGAAACAGGCUACUUGAGGACAAUACCAAAACAAAUGGUCUAUUGAUUCUGUAUCCUCACAAACAAAAUCUGCGGUGCUGCGAUGAUUGUAUGCGCCAAAUAUUCAAUGUUUUGUUGGUGGCAAGAAUUAUAUAUAAUAAUUGUAACUGAAAAGCACGACGUCUCGAAUCUUGUAGUUUUAUGUAUCAACUCGUACCAUUAAAUCAGUACAUCAAAAAUCUCUUCCCAGCAAUUUUGUUGUCUGUAUGGCACAGCUGUCAACAUCCUGGUCCUCAAAUGAAACUGGUAUACUUUCCUAUUUAUGAUAUUUGUAUUCCUCUGCCAGUUUUGAUGAAUUUAUUGAGCAGACAGACUAUUUCCCUACCUCCUCCCGCUGCCACCUGCCGCCUCAAUUUUUUGGGGAAAUGCUGUAAUCAAUUGGUUGUAAUCUUGGAUUGAGCAGACCUUCCCAUAUAAUUCUGAUAAACUCCAUGAAAGACAUUACACUACCAUUCCAAUUUACAAUGUAAUUUAAAAACAAAAUAACCUUUUCCAUAAAUACAGGUAUUUUAUCAACCAAAACAAUUGAGUUCAGCCAUAAUAUUUGUUGUGAGAACAACUAUCUUUUCAGGGGGGUGAAAUUGUAACCAGGUCUGCAAUGCUUGUUUGAAAAAGAGAGAUACUUUGAAAAGGAUGGCAUUUUCAAUUAAUCAAAAAUGAGACAUGGCAAUCUGCACAUAAGGCCUUUUUUAAACUAUGGAUGAGCUUUUCAUAGUAAUCUACUUGAGAACUAUUUAGGGUUCAAGUAAAACUUUUGUGUAAGUGAAGCUUUUAGAUUGUGGUUUAGUGCUUUUAUAUUUAAUAAUCUCAACCCACCCAGUUCAUAUUUAUUAUAUAGAUAGGCACGCUUUAUCUUGUCUGGUUUAGCAUCUCAGAUAAAGCAAAAUAUUUUUUGGCUCAAAUGAUUUGAAUUUGUUGUACACUUAACUUUUCUGGACUUAAACUUAUCUAGAUCUUCAAUGAGUUAUUGCAGGGAUCUAGCUUGCGGACUUAAUAUAAAACUUGAGUCAUUGGCAUACAUGGACACUUGUUUUUAAUUCUGAUUUUAAUAGCUAGCAUUUUAAAUGGCCAUAACGAAUAAAUAUGGUGACAGCGGACACCCUAGUUUAACUCCUCUUGACAAUUCAAAACUUUCUGAGAAGCAGCUGCUAUUUACUAUUUUACACCUAGGGUUGCUAUGCACUACUUUUACCCAUUUUAUAAGAGACUCGCCUGAAUUUUAAAAAUCCAGGCAUUUAUAAAUACAAUCCAGUCUUACUUUAUCAAAGGCCUUUUCAAAAUCCGCUAUAAAUACCUUGCCUGGCUUCAUAGAUGUUUCAUGUUGUUCUAUUAUUUAGGUAGUAGGUGUUGUAUAUUAUCUCCAAUGUAUCGUCAAUGUAAAAAAAAAAAACUGCCUGAUCGGCAUGAACAAUACCUGGUAAAACCUUUUUUAAAUUCUGAGUGCUAUACAUUUUGCUAGUAUUUUUGCAUCACAACAUUGAUGUGUAAGAGGCCUCCAGUUUUAUAUUUGCCACCUGGGUCUUGCUUUAAUAAUAGUGAAAUCAGACCUUCCUGCCGAGUACCUGACAGACUACCAUUUCUAUAGGAAUAGUUCAAACAAGCUAAUAAUAGAGCUUUGUGUGUGUUUGUAAAUAACUCAGCAAAAAAAGAAAAGUUCCUUUUCAGGACCCUGUCUUUCAAAGAUAAUUUGUAAAAAUCCAAAUAACUUCACAUAUCUUCAUUGUAAGGGGUUUAAACACUGUUUCCCAUGCUUGUUCAAUGAACCAUAAACAAUUAAUGAACAUGCACCUGUGGAACAGUCGUUAAGACACUAAAAGCUUACAGAUGGUAGGCAAUUAAGGUCACAGUUAUGAAAACUUAGGAUAUUAAAGAGGCCUUUCUACUGACUCUGAAAAACACUAAAGGAAAGAUGCCCAGGGUCCCUGCUCAUCUACGUGAACGUGCCUUAGGCAUGCUGCAAGGAGGCAUGAGGACUGCAGAUGUGGCCAGGGCAAUAAAUUGCAAUGUCCGUACUGUGAGACGCCUAAGACAGCGCUACAGGACGGACAGCUGAUCAUCCUUGCAGUGGCAGACCACGUGUAACACCACCUGCACAGGAUCGGUACAUCUGAACAUCACACCUGUGGGACAGGUACAGGAGGGCAACAACAACUGCACGAUUUACACCAGGAACGCACAAUCCCUCCAUCAGUGCUCAUACUGUCCGCAAUAGGCUGAGAGAGGCUGGAAUGAGGGCUUGUAGGCCUGUUACAAGGCAGGUCCUCGCCAGACAUAACCGGCAUCAACGUCGCCUAUGUGCACAAACCCGCCAUCGCAGGAACAGACAGGACUGGCAAAAAGUGCUCUUCACUGACGAGUCGCAGUUUUUUGUCGAAGAAAUGAGCAUUACCCCGAGGCCUGUACUCUGGAGCGGAAUCGAUUUUGGAGGUGGAGGAACCAUCAUGGUCUGGGGCGGUGUGCCACAGCAUCAUCGGACUGUGCCUGCAAUGACAACAAGCUAUCUCAAUGCUGUGUGUUACAGGGAAGACAUCGUCCUCACUCAUGUGGUACCCUUCCUACAGGCUCAUCCGGGCGUGACCCUCCAGCAUGACAAUGCCACCCGCCAUACUGCUCGUUCUGUGCGUGAUUUCCUGCAAGACAGGAAUGUCAUUGUUCUGCCAUGGCCAGCGAAGAGCCUGGAUCUCAAUCCCAUUGCGCACGUCUGGGACCUGUUGGAUCGGAGGGUGAGGGCUAGGGCUAUUCCCCCCAGAAAUGUCCGGGAACUUGCAGGUGCCUUGGUGGAAGAGUGGGCUAACAUCUCACUCCUGCUGCUGGGUUGUUGCCCUCCUACAGCCUCCUCCACGUUUCCUGAUGUACUGGCCUGUCUCCUGGUAGCGCCUCCAUGCUCUGGACACUACGCUGACAGACACAGCAAACCUUUUUGCCACAGCUCGCAUUGAUGCACCAUCCUGGAUGAACUGCACUACCUGAGCCACUUGUGUGGGUUGUAGACUCCGUCUCAUGCUACCACUAGAGUGAGAGCACCGCCAGCAUUCAAAAGUGACCAAAACAUCAGCCAGGAAGCAUAGGAACUGAGAAGUGGUCUGUGGUCACCACCUGCAGAAUCACUCCGUUUUUGGGGGGUGUCUUGCUAAUUGCCUAUAAUUUCCACCUUUUGUCUAUUCCAUUUGCACAACAGCAUGUGAAAUUUAUUGUCAAUCAGUGUUGCUUCCUAAGUGGACAGUUUGAUUUCACAGAAGUGUGAUUGACUUGGAGUUACAUUGUGUUGUUUAUGUGUUCCCUUUAUUUUUUUGAGCAGUGUAUAUAUAACCUUUUAUUUAACUAGGUAAGUCAGUUAAGAACAAAUUUUUAUUUACAAUGAUGGCCUACCCCGGCCAAACCCGGAAGACGCUGGGCCAAUUGUGCACCGCCCUAUGGGACUCCCAAUCACGGCCGGAUAAUUUCCUCCAGUUCUUUUUUUCCUCUAACUUAUUUUGUAUCUCCUGUAGUAUCAUUUUUAUUGCUAUCUACAUUACCUGUACUAUUAGUUAAUGUAUUUCCCUUGAUAGUCUUGUCUCUUUAGACAGAAACUGCUUUUUUAUUAUUGAUGAAUAUUGAAUGGAAUGACCUCCUGAAGGUACAUUUUAAAGGUAUCCCAAACAAUAAGUGGAUUUGCUGAACCUCUACUGUACUGGGAAAAAUUCAGUUAGAAAUGAUUUUGUCUUAGUUAAGAACAACUUGUCCUCCAGUAGACUUUGAUUAAAUUUCCAAUAUCCCAGUCCACGUGGAAAUUAUGUAAGAGUUAUGUGAAGGCCAAUUAGAUGAUGAUCCAAUUGCAUUCUGUCUCCUAUCAAUACUAAUUUAACGUUCGAUGCAAAAUCGAAAGAGUCAAGAACUUAGUCAAGAUGACUAGCUUGAUUAAGUCUCCUCCAUGUGUAUCUCAUUAGGUAAGUAAGGGUUUCUUAGUUUCCAAAUAUCCCCUAUUUCUAAUGUGUCCAUAAUAUUUGUGAUUUCCUUGAGGGUACGGUGAUGAUAGUUUGUACAGUGAUUUCCUUUACGGUUCAUUAUGGUACUUAACACUGUGUUAUAGUCUCCCACCAUAAUGAUUUGAUUGUUUGUUGCCUGUAAGUUCAAUAAAUUGGUAUAAAUAUUUUCAAAGAAGUAUAGAUCAUCCUCAUUUGGACCAUAUAGAUUAAUGAGCCAAAUCUGUUUUUCAUCCACUUUAAUUUUCUAAAGGAUCCAGCUUCCUUGCAAAUCAUUCCUGACGAUUUGCACAUUCGGAUCGACAUUUUUGUUCAUUAAUAUCACACCUUAUGAGCUCCUUUGUCCAUGACAGACAAUUUUCACCACCCCAUUCCUUUUUCCACGCAACUUCAGUUUCCUGUAAACAGUAUGUUAUAUUCCUUUUCUUUUAGCCACGUAAAGACUGAUUUUUUUUUAUUUUGUGCUAAGCCAUUACAAUUAUAACUGGCUAUACUUAUUUCACCCCUUACCAUAACUAGAUAGUAUUCUCAGUCUAUAUUUAGCAUAAUUAGUGCUUGUAAAGUUACUGCCAUUAGACGUAUGAUAUUUCAAAUGUCUGAUGUUUAGAAUUCAAGAAACAGGUUCUAGCUAUAUAUUUUUUAUUUUUUUUCCUUGCCUGUGAGCCAAUGCCACAGAUGUUAGAAAAUUAAGUCAAGAUAUUAUGUGUGUAGUAGAUCUGAGUAGGUUGAUGUGAUAUUGGAUGUGAUUUAGUGAGAGUGUGUGUGAAUUCUGGAUAAGAGUAAGACUAUAUAAUGUGUUAUGUCUGAAUAAAUAAUAACCCAGCCAAUUUCCGUGGCUGAGUGUAUGUGUGUGAGUAUAGCCUUAAUAUUCAGGAUAAUAAUUGUAAUCUAUAUCGUAUCACCAGCAUAGUUGCAUCAUUACAUUAAACAUAAUUUUCAUAGAAAAACACAUCCCAGCAUUUCCAUAGCAAUUGACGUGUCACAUGAUUAUGAGAGGCCUUUGCUUUGCUAUAGAGACGGCUUCACUACAUUACAAAUGCAUUUCACUGUAAGGUCUACACCUGUUGUAUUUGGUGCAUGUGACAAAUAAAAUUUGAUUUGAACUCA
Molecule: messenger RNA, 11025 nt
Organism: Salvelinus fontinalis (brook trout)
Lineage: Eukaryota; Metazoa; Chordata; Actinopteri; Salmoniformes; Salmonidae
Product: proteoglycan 4-like
Exons: 8
Coding region: 153-2843 (896 amino acids)
Source: RefSeq, a predicted model, not a curated record